AUGGAUUCACCAAAUUCUCCGAAUCCAUACGACAAUAUGAGUCUAAAGGAUAUCAUAAUUGCAGAGUGUACUGACGAUCAUGAUGAUCAAUAUUUCAAAGCGCUCAUAGAAGGGGGUAGCUCAACAAGACAAGGAAGAAAGAGAGCCUACAUUGAUAGAGGUAAUAUAGAAAGACACCAACGUUUGUUCGAUGACUACUUUUCUGAUGAACCGGUGUAUACAGAAUAUCAAUUUCGAAGAAGAUUUAGAAUGUGUAGACACAUAUUCCUACACAUAGUGCAAGCUCUAGAAAAUCAUUCGAAGUAUUUCCAUAUGGGGUUCGAUGCAGUCGGUAGAAGGGGCUUUUGCCAUUACGUUGCUAUGCAAAUGUUGGCAUAUGGAGCGCCUACCGAUUAUGUUGAUGAGUAUGUUCGAAUUGGUGAAACCACCGCUAUUGAAUGUCUAGUCAAUUUCGUUCGGGGAGUGAAUUAUAUUUUUGGGACCGAAUAUUUAAGACGGCCCAAUGCUGGGGACAUUCGUCGCUUACUUCAAAUGGGAGAGGUGCGUAGUUUUCCAAGCAUGUUGGGAAGCAUUGAUUGUAUGCAUUGGGAAUUGAAAAUUUUCCCAGUUGCAGGGAAGGCCAAUUCACGCGAGGUGAUCACGGCAGACCAACAAUCAUGCUCGAAGCAGUUGCGUGACAAAAUCUUUGGAUAUGACAUGCAUUUUUUGGUGUUCCAGGAUCCAAUAAUGAUCUCAACGUGUUAA
This is a messenger RNA of Humulus lupulus (European hop), 744 nucleotides long. RefSeq lists its product as uncharacterized. The transcript has a single exon. Bases 1 to 744 code for a protein of 247 amino acids. The record is from RefSeq and is a predicted model, not a curated record. Lineage: Eukaryota; Viridiplantae; Streptophyta; Magnoliopsida; Rosales; Cannabaceae.